Messenger RNA from Lottia gigantea (owl limpet), 1228 nucleotides. RefSeq lists its product as hypothetical. The record is from RefSeq and is a predicted model, not a curated record. Gene Ontology annotation, cellular component: nucleus. NCBI's taxonomy places the organism in Eukaryota, Metazoa, Mollusca, Gastropoda, Lottiidae. The annotation marks the transcript as partial. Gene Ontology annotation, biological process: central nervous system development; regulation of transcription by RNA polymerase II. Gene Ontology annotation, molecular function: RNA polymerase II cis-regulatory region sequence-specific DNA binding; DNA-binding transcription factor activity, RNA polymerase II-specific. The transcript is spliced from 10 exons.
AUGUUACAAGCUGUUACUUUUCCUGAUGGUACUACAGCCUUUAUACAACACAAUAAAGAUCUGAAAUUAACAGAAGGUCAAACUUUAACAUUAGAAGAUGGUACCACAGCAGUUGUUCAAAAUACUGUUACAACUACAAAAGCAAGUGAAGAAAAUAAAGUUGUAGAAGGACAGGCUAUUCAAUUAGAUGACGGAACCAUGGCUUAUCUACAGACAACUAAAGGACCAGAUGGAUUGCAAGCAAUAACACUAGAAGAUGGUACUACAGCAUAUAUAGCUCAUCCCAAUCCUGAAUCUUUGUUUGUUGAGACAGCUGGUCUGGAUGGUACUCUACCCAAUAUGGAACACAUAUCUCAGGUAAAAUGUCAAAUUCUUACAGAGAGUAAGAGUCACAGUUUUAAAAAGAGUCAAAUUCUUAAAGGCAGUCACAGUUUUAAAAAGUGUCAAAUUUUUAAAAGCAGUCACAGUUUUAAAAAGAGUCAAAUUCUUAAAGGCAGUCACAAUGGAGAUGAUCAAGAAAGAAAUGUACCAUUUGGUGAUAAGGCCUUCCGUUGUAUGUAUGGAAAUUGUGGCAGAUUAUAUACAACUCUUCAUCAUUUGAAGGUACAUGAAAGAUCUCAUACAGGUGAUAGACCAUUUAAAUGUGAUUUUAUUCAAUGUGGUAAAGCUUUUGCUACAGGCUAUGGUUUAAAAUCACAUCGACGUGUACAUACUGGUGAAAAACCUUAUAAAUGUCAAGAAAAUGGCUGUGAUAAAGCAUUCAAAACUUCUGGUGAUUUACAAAAACAUGUUCGAACUCAUACAGGUGAAAGACCCUUUAAAUGUCCGUUUGAAGGAUGUACCAGAUCCUUUACAACUUCUAACAUUCGUAAAGUUCAUAUUAGAACACAUACAGGAGAACGACCUUACAACUGUACAGAAGAGGGCUGUGGGAGAUCAUUUGCAAGUGCCACUAACUAUAAAAACCAUGUUAGAAUACAUACAGGUGAGAAGCCGUAUGUAUGUACUGUAACAGGUUGUGGUAAAAGAUUUACAGAAUAUUCUAGUCUCUAUAAACAUCAUGUCGUACAUACUCAUUCUAAACCAUAUGAAUGUGGUCAUUGUGGUAAAACAUACCGUCAAACCUCUACUCUAGCCAUGCAUAAACGUACUGCUCAUGGUGAAGAAGUGACUGCUGUCAUUGGUGAUGCUGAAACUGCUCAAUUAUUUGCUCAAGGUGAAAGUGAUG